AUGCGUGUUUCGGACCCGUCAAAGCUUGACAUCCAUCCCAGUGAUUCCUGUGAUAUCCGCCUUACCGUGACAGGCUCCCGCGAGAAGUAUCCAGCCAAACAGCAUGCGCGCAGAGUCGCGGCGAAACUAGGGGCUUCCAAAGGGCUGAUCUAUCUAGUCGGCAAGCCUACCAUCAACUGGGGGGACUCAGACCAACCGCGCCCCUUUCGCCAAAGGCGUUAUUUUUACUAUUUCACUGGAGCGGACGAGGCCGAUUGCUAUGUGACGUACGAUAUUCAAAAGGACCUUCUAACUCUCUACGUACCGGAUUUUGACCUGCGUCACGCGAUAUGGAUGGGCCCCACGCUAACCAUCGAGGAGGCUCAAAAGCGGUACGAUGUUGACCAAGUCCGUUACUACGCUUCUCUUCAGAGCGAUUUGGAAUCGUGGGUGGACAAGUACAACGAGGACGGUCCGAUUUAUGUCCUGCACAGCACCCAGAAACCCGACAUCCCGUCCCAAAAGGCUCGAUUAGAUGAAACCGGGCUCCUUCCCGCGAUGGACGCGGCCCGAGAAAUAAAAGACGAGUACGAGAUUGGAAUGAUACGACAGGCGAACAAGAUAUCCGGCCUUGCGCAUCGAAGGAUUCUGGAAAACAUACAGCGCCUGUCCAACGAGGCGGAGAUUGAGGGUCUAUUCUUGGAUACCUGUGUAUCGCACGGGGCCAAGAGCCAGGCGUAUGAAAUAAUCGCAGGAUCCGGCCCCAACGCUGCCGUGCUCCAUUACAUCAAGAACAACGAGCCCCUUAAAGGGAGACAGCUGGUCUGUCUGGAUGCGGGGGCAGAAUGGAAUUGCUACGCCAGCGAUGUGACUCGAACAUUCCCCCUCGGACCGGACUGGCCCAGCGGGCACGCGAAGGAGGUCUAUCAGAUUGUCGAGCAAAUGCAAGAGGCAUGCAUCAGCCGGGUCAAACAGGGGGUGCGAUUCCGGGAUUUGCAAGAACUGGCACAUGUCAUCGCUAUCCAGGGUCUGCAGAGGCUAGGGGUUCUCGAAGAGGGCGGCGUAGAAGAGAUCCGGCAUUCCGGGGCGUCGGCGAUCUUCUUUCCCCACGGACUGGGCCAUCACGUAGGGCUCGAGGUACACGAUGUGUCCGAAAAGCCGAUCACUGCAUCCGACCGCGGCCACGGAGCCCGGCGGGAAUUCGUACCAACGAUCAGCGCUCCGCAGCUCCAGGACGGGAUGGUCAUCACCAUUGAGCCUGGUCUGUACUUCUCCAAGCUGGCUCUAAAGAACGCGCGCCAGCUGCCUCUAGCGAAGUACAUUAACUUCCACAAAGCUGAGCAGUACAUCCCCAUUGGGGGGGUGCGCAUUGAGGACGAUAUCCUAGUCACUCAUGUGGGAUAUGAGAAUCUAACCACGGCGCCAAAGGGGGAGGAGAUGCUGGAGAUCAUCCGUUCCCGCGGGAAUUAA
Messenger RNA from Aspergillus ochraceoroseus IBT 24754, 1449 nucleotides. RefSeq names its product aminopeptidase P family protein. The transcript is spliced from 2 exons. The coding region runs from base 1 to 1449 and encodes 482 amino acids. NCBI's taxonomy places the organism in Eukaryota, Fungi, Ascomycota, Eurotiomycetes, Eurotiales, Aspergillaceae. The record is from RefSeq and is a predicted model, not a curated record. Gene Ontology annotation, molecular function: manganese ion binding; metalloaminopeptidase activity.